Haplochromis burtoni (Burton's mouthbrooder) is the source of this 1436-nucleotide messenger RNA. Its product is annotated as laminin subunit beta-4-like. The coding region runs from base 60 to 554 and encodes 164 amino acids. The transcript has 3 exons. Lineage: Eukaryota; Metazoa; Chordata; Actinopteri; Cichliformes; Cichlidae. The record is from RefSeq and is a predicted model, not a curated record.
AUUUGUCCUCUUCGUGUUCUGAACCUUAAUCAUCUUUGUUUAUUGUAUUUAGGGAGCAGAUGGAGAACACUGAUGUGAAGAAGAUCAUUCAGGAUAUUUAUGAAGCAGACAAAGCUCAGGCCAAAGCUAACAACCUCUUGGAGAGAGCGAGCAGAAACAAAGAUGAGACCAAAGACAGGAUCCGAGAUGCUGAAGACACACUGGACAACAUCGAGGAGAGGCUCAUGAUUCAGACCAAAGACCUGCAGAAAGAGAUUGAAGCUAUGAAGGACAAAACUGAAGAGAACAGAGAGACAGCGAGAGAAGCCAGAGAGGUGGCAGAGAGCGCUUUAAACAUGACCACUGAUGCAGACACGGAGCUCAGUGAUGUCACUAAGCAGUUUGAGGUUUUAAAGCAAAAUCAACAGAAUCAGGAGGUCAAGGGUCAAGCUGCUGGUCGACUGAAGAACAUCAUGAUGGAAGCUGAGGACAUGAAGAGACAAGUGGAGGACAAACUCCAGCAGAUACAAGGUCAGACCGCUGACCUGCUGGUGUGUUUGAGGCGUGAGGUGUGACCUUCAGAUAAACUCUGAGGCACUGAAAUGUCAUUUCUGUCGUCACUGGACAAAGUAAAAUCCCUGUCCCCAUCACAGCUUUGCUUCUGUGUUUAACUAUUGUAUGUUUCCGGUCAUGUAUCUCCACUCCCACUUCUAUAUAUAGAUGCAUAAAUACAAUAAUGUUUAUUUUGUAAAUAUAACUGAAAUAACAAGAAAAAAGAAAAACCUUAACAUCAAGUUUCGUGAUUAUCUCUAUGUCUACACAAUGUGUAUGCUAGAAAAUGAGUAGGAUAAAGUUUGCACCUUUUCUGUUCCUACCCCCUCUUUUCAAAUUCCAGUAUUUACAAAUCAGUAUUCAGACUUCGACAUUAUAUAAUCCAUACAUGUUUAACUGUAUACAAGUCUACUCAUAUACAACACACACAUAAUUUAAGCUUAUAAACCAAAACAACAAACUACAAUUUUACAUAAACUAAGCACCCGAUGGAUAACACCCACUAAAUCUCAAACUAAAUCAAGUGGCUUUAUUGUCAUUCCAACCUUGUGCUGUGGUACAGUACAUGUCACGGCGAGUGAGAGGAGCCGUGUGAAAAUAAUAAAUGAGGAUCCAAAUGCAGGCAGUCGUGAAGAUGCGAAGGUGGUUUAUUGAACACGAAAUAAGGACAAACAGCAAAUGGAGCUCGAACUAAACUAUACUGGGAAACAACUAAACUAUAGCGCAGAAACCAGAACAUGAACAUGAAGCAGGGCGAGCAGAGGCAGACGAUGGUAGACAGCAGGGUGAACACACGAGCGAGACACGGUGGUUACACAGACGGACCAGCAACUACAAUGACGGAGGACACGACUUAAAUACACACAGAGAAACACGGGAAUUACACACAGGUGGUGGACACAGCU